AUGCUCGUGCUUCGUGUCGUCCUUCUCGAGUCGUUCAACCUGCUCGUUUUCGCACUUGUCGGCCUGUCAAGGGACCACUUGCUUCUCCUUCUAUUUGGUUUCCAACUUGGCAACUGGGGGGGGGGGGGGGUUGGUGUUGCACAGAUCGGCAAGAUCCGCUAG
This is a messenger RNA of Pyricularia oryzae 70-15, 162 nucleotides long. RefSeq lists its product as uncharacterized. The transcript is spliced from 2 exons. The record is from RefSeq and is a predicted model, not a curated record. NCBI's taxonomy places the organism in Eukaryota, Fungi, Ascomycota, Sordariomycetes, Magnaporthales, Pyriculariaceae. Bases 1 to 162 code for a protein of 53 amino acids.